Molecule: messenger RNA, 668 nt
Organism: Drosophila grimshawi
Lineage: Eukaryota; Metazoa; Arthropoda; Insecta; Diptera; Drosophilidae
Product: protein KRTCAP2 homolog
Exons: 3
Coding region: 57-479 (140 amino acids)
Source: RefSeq, a predicted model, not a curated record
ACUAUCGAUAGCUCUUCCAAUUUGCCACACAAAACAAUUAAAUUCCUAGCUUAAAAAUGUUCGCAUCUGUAACAACCAAAAGCACUCUGAUCUCAUCAAUUAUAUCCGGCAUACUCAGCUUGGUGAUUUUUGCAACGCUGCGGUUCUACGCCCAUUGGUUCAAUGACUCCCAAAUUAAUAUAUUAUUUGGCGGCUACUUGUUCUCCUGGUUAUUUAUACUCAGCCUCACCUGCUUAUCAAAUGCUGAAAUGCUAAUCUUUGGUCCCGAUUUUCAAGCAAAACUUGUACCAGAAAUUAUUUUAUGUUUAUCGCUAACAGCAGCUGCGGCCGGCGUCGUUCAUCGCGUUUGUGCGACAACAAGUAUUCUAUUCUCCCUGGUGGGAUUAUAUUUUAUGAACCGAAUCUCUUCAAAGUAUUACAACAAUGCAGUGGUGCCCGUGGAUGUACCCUUGCGAAAAAGUGGCAAAAAAUAUAAAUAAAUUCCAUGACAAAAUGUAUUUUCAAUUCAACAUGUAAUUUGAUAUGAGAAAUACAAUCCACAAGCUAAAAGCUAAUACUUAAAUGCUAUGCAGCAGCUUCAUUUCCCGCCUCUGAAGCUAAUUCAUUGCCCGCUUCUGUUAAAAAGCCAAGUAUAUUAAAGUCAAUAAAGCGCACCAACUGAAAAGGAA